AUGGCUCCUUCAUCCGGCCUCGGGCAACAUCCUCACCUUCCUGCCAUGAUCGCGCGCCAUGACGACCGUCCACUAUACGCAUUGGCCAUGCGUGGACAAGAGGAGCACGGCCACUUGUUUAGUAGCAUUGCCGAAAUAGCCGACACCUAUCACAUCCACGUGAAGCGAGUUCAGCCUCAGGGACCGCAUGUUCCGAUCGGAUACUCACUGGAUUCAACGAUUAGCUCUGAACUGGCUAAGAGAAUUGAGGCUGGCGGCGACGCCAUCGCAUUCUGUGGUGGCAUCGACUCGCCGCCCCAUGUCAUCCCGCUAAUGAAGGAGAUUGACUGGACUGCUGGCGCUCUCAGAGUGGCCUAUUUCUUAAGACUCAUUGAGCAGGAUGAUAUUUUCAAGUGCGAGAAGGAAAUGAAGGGCUGGUCUUCGAAACAGGUCGUGGACAAACCGUUCGAAGUAGCCAGUCCAGAAGAGCAGGCUCGACUCAAUCUCAACCCUGAGCAGCUGAUCUCAAUUGUCUACUCUACCAAAAACUUUGGUAAGAAGAACCAGUCGAGUGGUUAG
This is a messenger RNA of Penicillium riverlandense, 558 nucleotides long. Its product is annotated as thioesterase domain-containing protein. The coding region runs from base 1 to 558 and encodes 185 amino acids. NCBI's taxonomy places the organism in Eukaryota, Fungi, Ascomycota, Eurotiomycetes, Eurotiales, Aspergillaceae. Gene Ontology annotation, biological process: biosynthetic process. The transcript has a single exon. The record is from RefSeq and is a predicted model, not a curated record.